AAAACGAUUCCCCGUGCUUCGUGUCCGUGCGAUUAUAAAACCGCGCUUCUUUUCGCGUCGCGGCCCGUUAUCGAGACACGUGCUUCCGUCCGAUAAGAUAUCAGUGAAAGAGUUCUCGAUCCUAACGACAGCUUACGAUCCUCGAGUUUGAUCCUCAUAUUUUCGAUCGACACCGGUGCAUGGAAUUUCGCCAUCUUUCGGGGUUGUUCCAUCGAUCGUAAAACCUCUUAAUUUUGGUAUCAAACAUUCGUGCGAAUUUUUCGUACCGGUGACGUUACGGAAGAAUUUUCUAACGAGUGAAUUUCUAGCAGAUUCGGAAUAAAUAAGACGGAGUGAGAUCCAGUGUUUCCCGAGCCUCCGUGCGAUAGAGUUUCGAAGAGUUGGCACGUACCCGAGAUAAGGAGCGAAGCAUCGAGGCGAAGACGACGAUCGAGGAGUCCUCGCGCGGCGUGCAUAGUACCCGAGAGCGUAGACUUUCACUCCGUGCUCGUUGAUCGGCCAAGAGACUCGGGCGAAGAAGCGGGCGAAGGAGAAGGCAGAAGAGACGCGAAGUGAAAGACUGCUCCGUCCCUCUCUUCCUUUGGUCCAAAGUUGAUUGACCUCGAGCGAGACAGGAGGCGACCGAUCGUCGUUCACCGGGCGCAAGAGAAGCAGAAAGGAGCGAGACGACGACGACGACGACGACAACGACGUGCGCGACGAGGAGUGGUCGAGAAGAAGAAGAGCAAAUUGGUGCUCCCGGUAGCAGGGGCACAUGAGCAACGCGGAGGAGAAGCUGCGUAGCGUGACGAAGCGUAGCAGACACGGCUCGCGUAAAACCGGGUCAGCCGGCUCCGAUUGGUCGAGCGGAUCGGGAUCGUCUGGUGGGGCUAGGGGCCCAGCCCAGCCGGCCCCCUCCACUCCACAGGCCAGCACCUCAGCUUUCAACAGGUCCCAGGAGUCGAUGGGCCCUACCAGGCGGCAGUCCUCGCGGGACAGCGUGGACUCGACGGGCCAACAGGCAUCACCCGACCACGGCGAGCUCCUUUUCAAGGUGAUGCUAUUGGGCGACAGCGGUGUGGGGAAAACCUGCCUUCUAACGCGAUUCAGGGACGGCCGAUUCCUGUCUGGCAACUACAUAACCACCGUCGGCAUUGAUUUUAGGAAUAAGGUGGUCGUCGUAGACGACACGUCUGUGAAGCUUCAAAUAUGGGACACGGCUGGCCAGGAAAGAUUUCGAAGUGUUACGCACGCGUAUUACAGAGACGCUCAUGCUCUUUUAUUGCUGUACGACGUGACGAACAAGACGAGUUACGACAACAUCAGGGCAUGGCUGAGCGAAAUCCGAGAGCACGCCAACGAGGACGUGGUCAUCAUGUUGCUGGGUAACAAGUCGGACUGCGGACCGGAAAGAAUCGUGAAGAAAGAAGAAGGCGAGCGGUUGGCGCAAGAGUACAAAGUCCCCUUUAUGGAAACCUCUGCUAAAACCGGCCUGAACGUCGAAUUGGCCUUCUUGGCCGUUGCUAGGGAGUUGAUGGCCAGGAAGAGCAACGACCCGGACGACACAAAAUUCAACGUCCAAGACUAUGUUCGACAACAAUCGCAGCGGAGUUCCUGUUUCAAUUCCAAUUGCUUGACGACCUGAAUUGCGCAACAGUCCUGCGCACACGUUUCCGUACAAUAGAUAGAACGAACGGUGAAACACGAACCGGAACUCGUUGGCUGCGAGAAUGGCGCGAAAUGAUCGUAGCUGUUCGAGUGUUCGUAAUCGGGAUCAAGCGCAGAAGUCGUCAAAAGAGUACCUUGUUGCGGAAGCGUCGAUAGAGAGAUAAAUUUGCACAAUUUACAACAUUGUAGUCGACUGACGUAAUCGUUAGACAAGAAUGUAGAUUACGACGAAACGCAUUAACGAAAUAGAGAUUAACUUAAAACUUUCGAUCACGUAACAGUAUUCGAUGUACGCUCGAUCGAAAGAAGUUUGGCUGCACAACCACAAUAUUUGGAAAAUACAUUAAUUCUAGAGAAAGAAUGUCAACCACUUGAUUUGAUUUUAAUACAUUUUUUUUUUUAAAUAAAAUAGAAUAGUUUUAUGCGUACCUUUGUUUCGAGCAGUGCGGCCAUGUUCUUUUCAACAGGGUGUAUAUAACGUUGUUUGUUCCACCGGAAACGCGCUGUUGCCGAUCGAUAAAGCACAAGAUGACAAAGAAUCGCGGAACGGAUGUCGAUAUUUUUGAAAGCGACUAGCACAAAAUUCUUGUUGAUGAUAUCUGUAUAGAAAUAUAUAAAUAUAUAUAUAUAUAUCGAUGGUUAAUUCUGUACUGUACAUUAAUGUGAAUAGUUUCGCGGGACAGAGACUCCCAAGAUAGAUGUAGGAAACGUCUCGAUGGUUCUAACUCGCACUGUAUACGAUCCCUACGGUGUUUAACGAAAAAAAAAAAAUGUAUUCGAUUCGACACCGUGAAUUUAACGAGAUGCCGUGCGAAAGCUCACCGUGUACCAAGUAGAUCGGUGGUUUUAGAAAAACCCCCGCGUAGAAGAGCUUACCGAGAAUAUUUCAUAGCUGCCAUAUUUAUGACACGUUUGAAAGGAACGCUCAAUAAUUUUAUGUUGAGAAGGUCUUUCUCGUAGCUUAGAUACGAUUUAUUGAAAUGUUUACGUCACAUUCCAUGGACAAAAUUGAAUGAAUAUGUAUAUGUAGAAUCAUAUGUAUACGUCUUAGUCGUAAUAAUCAUUUAGAUUGCAAAUUUGUGACAAAUUAGGGCAAUCGUUUAUUAAAUUUCAACAAGCUCGUUUAAAUCUUUGGCGAAAACUUAUAAAAGUUUGAUUCUGUAACCUGUCGCGAUUAGCUGCAUCGGUCACGUGACUAUUUAUAUCGUUCUCUAUGUAGCGGUCCUAACAGCGCUAUAAUGUUCGACCAACCCGAUUUACAUUCUAACCUUUUCGAUUUUAUACAUUGAAUUAUUUUUAUAACGCCUGAAUGAUAAUUUGCUAUGAAUGUUUCAAAAUUAAGGGAUGCCGAUCGUUUAGUUCCAUUAUGCAACAGUUAUCUUGUAAGUUAAUCGAACUAAGAAUAAAAAUUGAACAAGAUGUGCCGUGUACGUUUACCUGCUCUGUAUGUACAAUCUGUCUUCUCGACAAACGACAAACAAUUACAUGUCAAAUGUAUAUUGAGAAGUAUAUAUAAAAUAAAAGAUCACUCGACCA
Molecule: messenger RNA, 3183 nt
Organism: Colletes gigas
Lineage: Eukaryota; Metazoa; Arthropoda; Insecta; Hymenoptera; Colletidae
Product: ras-related protein Rab-37-like
Exons: 7
Coding region: 755-1624 (289 amino acids)
Cellular component (GO): Golgi apparatus; endosome
Molecular function (GO): GTPase activity; GTP binding
Source: RefSeq, a predicted model, not a curated record